Molecule: messenger RNA, 510 nt
Organism: Ambispora gerdemannii
Lineage: Eukaryota; Fungi; Glomeromycota; Glomeromycetes; Archaeosporales; Ambisporaceae
Source: the annotation of a GenBank genome assembly
AUGUCUACUCCAGUAAAGGGAAAUGGAAGCGUAAAGAUGAAUGGAUCCCUUAGAUCACCCAUCAAUCCCCCUACAUUGAUCGAACACAAAAAUUACCGAUUUUUAAUCGCCGAUGCUCCGUCAAAUAAUAACUUACAACUUUACAUCCAGGAAUUCGAAAAAUAUAACGUUACCGAUGUUGUUCGUGUUUGCGAUCCAACUUAUCAUUCUGCGCCUCUCGAACAACGAGAAAUAAAAAUCCAUGAUUGGGUAUUCGGAGAUGGUGAAGCGCCGCCAUCCAAUAUUGUACAUGAUUGGCUUGAUCUGGUGGAAAAGCGAUUUGGAAAAGAUGUUGACAGCGAUAGGAGACCUACAAUCGCUUGCCACUGUGUAGCUGGACUUGGCCGAUUAUAUCGCGGUAGAGAGGAAUUACCUGUCUUCAUGCACUGGAGACAUCCAUGGGAAGGUCAUGGACACCAUCACUCGGGAAACGAACAUACUGAAUCGCAUACCGCUGAAGCACAUCAUUGA